GCCUUGGGGCUCUCCAAGGGUGGUGUCACACCUCAACCUGCCCAACAUGGAGGCCUUGGGCCGCUUCCCACCCUUCCUUCUCCUCCUCUUCCUCCUCUCCUUAUCCCUUAUCCUUCCAUCGUCAGCCCUCUCCGAUGCCGAAGCGGCCUUCAUCACUCAUCGCCAACUCCUUACUCUUUCAGAGAAUGGGGACCUUCCGGACGACUUCGAGUUCGACAUCAAAAUCGGCAUCCGCUUCGCCAACCCUCGCCUCCGUCGUGCCUACAUCGCCCUUCAAGCAUGGAAGAAAGCCAUCUACUCUGACCCCCUCAACUUCACCGGCAAUUGGGUUGGCCCCGAGAUAUGCACUUACAAUGGUGUCUUCUGCUCCAAGGCCCUCGAUGACCCUAAUGCCACCGUUGUUGCUGGUGUUGACCUCAAUGGUGCCGACAUCGCCGGCUAUCUUCCUCUCGAGCUUGGCCUCCUCAACGACAUUGCCGUCUUCCAUAUCAACUCCAAUCGUUUUUGCGGCAUCAUCCCCAAGAGCUUCUCCCGCCUCACUCUCCUCCAUGAGCUCGAUGUGAGCAACAAUCGCUUCGUCGGGUCCUUUCCCAUGGUUGUCAUAGGCCUGCCCAAUCUCAAGUACCUCGAUCUUAGGUUCAAUGACUUCGAGGGCCCCCUCCCAUCCGAGCUCUUCGACAAGGAGCUCGAUGCCAUCUUCCUUAAUGACAAUCGCUUUAGCUCCCAUAUCCCUGAAAACUUCGGUAACUCGACAGCUUCCGUCAUCGUCCUCGCCAACAACAAGCUUGGAGGGUGUAUUCCAUCUAGUGUUGGAAGAAUGGGAGCUACCCUCAAUGAAAUGAUCUUGAUGAAUAAUGGGCUGGUUGGCUGCUUACCAUGGGAGAUUGGAUCACUGGGUAAUGCAACGGUGUUCGAUGCUAGCUGGAACUCAUUAGUCGGAGUGCUGCCCAAGAGCUUUGCUGGGUUGACCAAAGUUGAGGAGUUGGAUUUUUCGCACAACGUCCUCACCGGCAUCGUAUCAGAAAGUCUUUGUCGGCUACCAAGCCUCGUCAAUCUCACAUUCUCAUAUAACUUUUUCAAGGGUGAGGCCGAGGAGUGCAUGCCCGGAGCAAGACCAGAUGUUGUGUUUGACGACAUCAGCAAUUGCCUUCCAAAGACACCAAAGCAAAAAUCGGCAACGAUGUGUGCACCAAUUGUGAAUCGUCCAGUGGAUUGUAGCCAAUCCAAGUGUGGAGCUUCUCCUAGCAACCCGUCAAAGCCGUCACCGUCUCCGAAGCCAUCACCAUCUCCGAAGCCGGUAAAGCCAUCGCCAUCCCCGAAGCCGGUGAAGCCAUCGCCAUCCCCAAAGCCAGUGAAGCCAUCACCUCUGAAGCCAUCAGUUCAAUCACCACCUCCACCAUCUCCAACGCCAGUGUACUCACCUCCACCUUCACCAUCUCCAGCACCAGUGUACUCACCUCCACCAUCUCCAACACCAGUGUACUCACCUCCACCAUCUCCAACACCAGUGUACUCACCUCCGCCUCCACAGAGGAAGGAAACAGUGGUCACUCCAGUGCACUUCCCACCACCCUCACCAUCUCCAACGUUCUCACCUCCGCCUCCACAGAGGAAGGAAACAGUGGUCACCCCAGUGCACUUCCCACCACCCUCACCAUCUCCAACGUUCUCACCUCCGCCUCCACAGAGGAAGGAAACAGUGGUCACCCCAGUGCACUUCCCACCACCCUCACCAUCUCGAACGUUCUCACCUCCACCUCCAUCACCAAGUGACACUCCCGUAGCUCCAUUGCAGUCUCCUCCGCCACCACCUUUGGUGUUCUCACCGCCACCACCACAAUCCAGGGAGGCACCUGAUACACGUGUUCGCUCACCACCACCACCAGCUCAAUCUUCUCCGCCUCCAAGACCAGUAAGCUCACCACCACUACCAGUGUAUUCCCAGCCUCCUCCAGUACACUCGCCACCCUCUCCCAUAGUCCGGUCUGCACCUCCUCUAAUCUUCUCACCACCUCCUCCAGUGAACUCACCACCUCCACCUAAUGUCCACUCACCCCCUCCUCCUAUGAGCUCACCACCCCCAGCAAUUGUUGUUCACUCACCACCACCUCCACCGGUCCACUCACCACCGCCACCCGUCUUCUCGCCACCUCCUCCAGUUCACUCACCACCUCCACCGGUCCACUCACCACCGCCACCCGUCUUCUCGCCACCUCCUCCAGUUCACUCACCACCCCCACCAGUGGUCCAAUCUCCGCCACCUCCAGUCCACUCACCACCACCACCACCACCACUAGCAUCUCCUCCACCACCGGUGCAUUCGCCUCCACCACCGGUGUACUCACCGCCACCAUCAGUUGCUGCUCCACCACCACCACCCCCCGUCUUCUCCCCACCACCACCCGUCUUCUCUCCACCUCCACCAGUCUCCUCACCACCACCACCACCAAUUUCAUCUCCUCCACCACCCGUCUUCUCUCCACCUCCACCAGUCUCCUCACCACCACCACCACCAAUUUCAUCUCCUCCACCACCUCAAGAUGACUUCAUCCUCCCACCGGUUGGUGGAACAAGCUAUGCAUCACCACCUCCACCAAUGUACGCGGGCUAUAACUAAAUCUACUUAGCCCUCCAUUCUCCAAGAACAACCAUAUGCGAUAAGGAAGUACUUGUUUUUACUUUCUUAUAAAUGGCAAUGCAAAAGAGGAGGCAGGAUGAGGCAACGACUUGUGAAUCUCUUAUAUCUUCAUUAAAGGAAUCUUAUUUAAAUGUUCAUAUGCACUGUAAAAAAAUAUAUGUGAUUGUGAAUUAUACUGAUUUUUUUAGAGGAUACUUCUUUUAGAUUAA
This is a messenger RNA of Elaeis guineensis (African oil palm), 2847 nucleotides long. RefSeq lists its product as uncharacterized. The record is from RefSeq and is a predicted model, not a curated record. Gene Ontology annotation, molecular function: protein binding. Lineage: Eukaryota; Viridiplantae; Streptophyta; Magnoliopsida; Arecales; Arecaceae.